This is a messenger RNA of Trypanosoma conorhini, 1086 nucleotides long. Its product is annotated as transferase. Lineage: Eukaryota; Euglenozoa; Kinetoplastea; Trypanosomatida; Trypanosomatidae. The record is from RefSeq and is a predicted model, not a curated record. The transcript has a single exon. Bases 1 to 1086 code for a protein of 361 amino acids. Gene Ontology annotation, molecular function: acyltransferase activity, transferring groups other than amino-acyl groups.
AUGCUGCUCAGUGACGAACAUGCGGCGUUGCUUGCGAAGUAUUACCGAACGGUCCAGCUCACCGGGGAGCAGAAGGACCUUCUUAUAGAGAAGUACUGGGAGGCCAACAAGGAGGAGCGGAGCGAGAUUGCGCGCGCCUACUCCGCCCUCUUUGCCACCGACGCGACGUUCAUGCAGCGGCUAGUGGCGUACUACGACACGCACGUGGCCCUCCUAAACCGCGGGAAGGCGACCUGUCGCCGCGACGGCGGCGGUGACGAGGGAAGAGGCGAAGGGAACCCGCGCCGGAGUCCUCUCCCAGCCGCCGCCGCAGCCGACGGCGAGGACGACCAGCAGCCGUCCCACCACCACCGCAACCACCACCUUCACCCGCACAGACGGACCUCACGGGGCGCCAAGGCCGGGGGUGCGGCAACGCUUUCGCACGCAGAGUUGCUGCUUCGCACGGCAAUUCACGAUCAGUACCCGAAACUCACGGGGGACGGCCCGUUUCCGAUCUCCUUUGGAAUCGUACAGACGGAAGAGGAACGCCGCGAGGCCGUUGAUUUGUAUUCAGCGCAGUUUCAGUACCCGGACCCGCCGGAGUUGCAACGGCUGGUGAUCCUUCCACAAUCUCACUCGACGCGUACCCGACGGCGUGCAAAGGGCGGCUACACGUGGUAUAUUCGUUCGCAGACGACCAAAGAGAUGGUAUGCGCGGCUACCAUAAAGGCCCACCACUACGACACGCAGCAUUUUGUGGAGGUUCCAUUGUUUGCAACGGGUGUUGGGUACAAAAAAGUAGGUUUUGGACGCUUGUUGAAUGCCGCUCUCCUGGAGUGGUGUGCCGAAGCCGGGUUUGAGUUUGUGAUGGUCUCUGCCGAUGUGCAGGCCAUUCCAUUCUGGUCCCAUCUGGGGUAUGCCACCAUGUCAAAGAGUGAACUCACACGCAUUGCCUUUUAUUACGAGCACAACUGUUACAAGUUUAAGGGUGCGGAGGCAAUGAUCCGAUACCUUCAAGCGCGGCCCCUGCACGCUGUGCAGGCCUCCCUGGAGCGGAUGCCAAAGAUUGUGGUGGUGGGCCCGCUCAGUCUGCCGAAUCCAUGA